AUGGCCCCAACUAUCGUCUUCAUCACUGCUGCCGUCCGUGACCAAGCGCACUCGACCGCUCAGCUACUUGUCCGGCUACCCGCAGCAGAGAGUAGUCGUGUUAUAGUAGUCAAGUAUGAAGCAGGAAUUGAGCAGUCUGCCUUUGAUGCAGUCAAAGAAGCAACCAACUAUGACAUCAGCCACCUCGACAUCGUCGUCGCUAAUGCCGGCAUUGCCAAAUUGUAUCCACUCGCUAAGGACGUCAAAUGGGUCGAUAUAGUCGAGCAUGUUGAUAUCAACGUGUUAAAUGCUGUGUCGCUGUACCAAGCUACACACGGUCUGCUGCAGAAGUCCACCGGCAACCCCAUCUAUGCCAUCAUGGGAUCUGGAGCUGGUGGCCUCGCGUAUGUCUGCUCGACUUUGGACACAAAUGAGUGGCUCAAUGCGUUUGUCUUGGAUCCUGGCUGGGUGCAGACCGACAUGGGUAAUGAAGCUGCGCGGGAUUGGGGCUUGAAGGAGGCGCCCAACACCCUUGAAAAUUAUAUUACCGGGAUGAUCGAGGUUCUGAGCACGGGAACCAAGGAGCAGUAUGGCGGCAAGUUUGUAUUAUACUCAACUCAGGUGAGGUCCAGGAGUAGUAAUGGAUGGUAUGGACAGAUGGAAAUGCACCGAUUCCAGGCCAAGGCAGGGCUUUUCACAUGA
This is a messenger RNA of Penicillium coprophilum, 681 nucleotides long. Its product is annotated as Short-chain dehydrogenase/reductase SDR. NCBI's taxonomy places the organism in Eukaryota, Fungi, Ascomycota, Eurotiomycetes, Eurotiales, Aspergillaceae. The coding region runs from base 1 to 681 and encodes 226 amino acids. The record is from RefSeq and is a predicted model, not a curated record. The transcript has 3 exons.